GCAGCGCUGUGCAACGCUACAUUAGCAGUUUGAUUUCGGUGCACACAGACUAAAAAUGGCUUUGAGGGGAUAAAAACACACGUCUGAGGGGGGAAAAAGAGAAAGCUGCGACAAACGCCACCGCAAGAAAAGGGGGUUGGUAUUUAGGGGAAAUCUGCGGUUCACAUAUAGAUAUUUUUCUUCUGCAGCCCUUGAAGCGUGAGCAAAAUGUUAAGCGAGCGGAGUUAAAGCACAGGCCGUGAGCGGAGUGAGGCGAAGGGGCGAGGCUGCCGCCGACGGCCGCCGACAGAGCAGCCAGCAGCUCUCUGAUUCCCCACAGCGAUCAGUCCGGGCUCUGCAGUGUCGGAUCGGCGUCUUAUCCCCGGGUCCAUGUUGAAGUUGAUGUGUCCGGACUCUUUCGCUUCGCCAGGGUCAUUUCAGGGCACGGACGGCAUCCGCUCACCUCCAGUUCUUGCAGACUUGGUGGUGGAGUAGCAGGAAUUGGGAGUCAGACUGGUUUUUCUGGAUUACGUGAAGAUCAAGGACCAUCUCUGGUGCCCAGGCGUCAGCAGAAGAUAUGAGAACAAUGUCAAGGCCUUGAUUCCCAGCAGUAUGUCAGGGUACAUACCGAGUUACCUGGACAAGGACGAGUUGUGUGUCGUUUGCGGAGACAAAGCCACAGGCUAUCACUAUCGCUGCAUCACCUGCGAGGGCUGCAAGGGUUUUUUCCGACGGACAAUCCAGAAAAACCUUAAUCCGACGUAUGCUUGUAAAUACGAGGGAAAAUGCGUCAUCGACAAGGUUACGAGAAACCAGUGCCAGGAAUGCCGCUUCAAGAAAUGCAUCGCAGUCGGCAUGGCAACAGACUUGGUGCUUGAUGAAGGCAAGCGUCUGGCAAAGAGGAAGCUGAUCGAGGAAAACCGGGAACGCCGGAGGCGGGAGGAGCUGCAGAAGACGGUAUGGGAGAAACCGGAGCCUACGCAGGAAGAGUGGGAGCUGAUCCGCGUGGUCACCGAGGCCCACAUGACCACCAACGCCCAGGGCAACCACUGGAAGCAGAAACGCAAAUUCCUGGUGGAGGAAGCAAUGCUACUUAAUGAAAUAACAUGUAAUUUAUUCUAUACUUCUGACCAGAGUGCAGUGGGGGUGACGGAGUCCAAGCCCGAGGACAUUGGCCAGGCGCCCGUCCUCAGUGCAUCCGAAGGAAGCAAAGUGGACAUAGAAGCCUUCAGUCAAUUUACAAAAAUUAUAACCCCAGCCAUCACCAGAGUGGUGGACUUUGCCAAAAAGCUCCCGAUGUUCUGUGAGCUGCCUUGUGAAGACCAGAUCAUCCUACUAAAGGGCUGCUGCAUGGAGAUCAUGUCGCUACGGGCUGCCGUGCGCUACGACCCCGAGAGUGAGACGCUCACGCUCAAUGGGGAGAUGGCAGUGACCCGCGGGCAGCUGAAGAACGGCGGACUCGGGGUUGUGUCGGACGCCAUCUUCGAUCUGGGCGUGUCCCUGUCCUCCUUCAGUCUGGAUGACUCGGAGGUGGCUCUGCUUCAGGCUGUCAUCCUCCUCUCCUCUGCCGAGGCCCCUAACCGCUGUGCACCGACCCCAGAUCGCCCGGGUCUGACGAGCGUGGAAAGGAUCGAGCGAUGCCAAGAGGAGUUCCUGCUCGCCUUCGAGCACUACAUCAACUAUCGCAAACACAAGGUGGCACACUUCUGGCCGAAGCUGCUGAUGAAGGUGACGGACCUGCGCAUGAUCGGGGCGUGCCAUGCCAGCCGCUUCCUGCACAUGAAGGUGGAGUGUCCCACGGAACUGUUCCCACCGCUUUUCCUGGAGGUGUUCGAGGACUGAAGGGACAUGCCGAACUCCCUUAGCACUACUGAGUGUCAUUUCAUUCCAUACCGUAGACGUAGCUUUGGCCUAGUUUUUGACGGAUCCAUUCCUGUGAUGCGGGUACAUGUGAAUAGCCUCUUUGUUUGUCUGUUUGUUUUUUGUAUAUUUCUUUUGAGUUACAAUUUUGUUUUCAUUGUUUGUUUUUUUUUUUCCGUGUGAUUUAAUUUUUCGUAGUAAUUGUUUUUCUCCGUCUACGCUUGGUCACACAAACCACAUGACUUGUAGCGUACUGUAUAAUGCAAACCUCCUUCUCCUUUUUGACUUAAGCCUGGACAGUACUGUUUAAUAAGUCAGAAGCAGAAAUCAGUUUACCUAUGCUCCCACACUUGUGGAAUCUUACGCGGGAAAAAUAACAAAAAAAAAAAAUCAACAAAAAAACAAAACUAAACAAAAAAAAAAAACCAUUCGUUCGAUCGUUGCUUUCAGAGGAGGUAUUCCAUCUAAU
Molecule: messenger RNA, 2308 nt
Organism: Brienomyrus brachyistius
Lineage: Eukaryota; Metazoa; Chordata; Actinopteri; Osteoglossiformes; Mormyridae
Gene: thrb
Product: thyroid hormone receptor beta
Exons: 10
Coding region: 592-1821 (409 amino acids)
Biological process (GO): thyroid hormone receptor signaling pathway; positive regulation of transcription by RNA polymerase II; cell differentiation
Molecular function (GO): RNA polymerase II cis-regulatory region sequence-specific DNA binding; zinc ion binding; nuclear receptor activity
Source: RefSeq, a predicted model, not a curated record